AAUACUACUGCGACAUGGAGUGGGAAAGAGAGGCGCGGCCUCAACUUUAAAAAAUGGCAAGCAAUACUCGUGCUACAGUCAAUCGGUCGUGAACAGGCCAAACAAGCACACACCUAUGUACUAAGGCUCUUUUCGAAACCUCAUCUCUAGUGGAAAACCGGUGACGGAACGUUUCGAUUUAAAACAAGUCCUCGGAAAGAUCAUCGACGUCUCAAAUAUCUCUGAAGCAAAAAUUUAAUGUUGCAAGAUGGCAAAACUGCAAUGUUACCUAAGCCUUGUGCUAAUGUCAUGUGCCGGUAUAUUUACGAGAUUAGAGGCUCAUUAUCCUAAAGAACAAGAAAGUGAUUCCGCAGAACUACGUCUUAUCAGCACGGUAUUCAGACACGGCGAUCGGACAAUGGACCCGACAGUUGGAGAAUUCUAUCCAACUGAUCCAAACAAUAACUUCAAUUACUACCCAUAUGGCAAGGGUCAACUGACAAACGAAGGCAAAAGAAGAGCGUAUCAAUUUGGGAGAAUGUUGAAGCAAAGAUACAAUAAUUUUCUCGGAGACAUUUAUUAUCAACCAAAUAUCCAUGCGCGCAGCACGGAACUAACCAGGACUAAGAUGACGCUGCAGUUGGUCCUUGCAGGGCUUUAUCCUCCUCCACGUAUUCAAAGAUGGAAUCUGAACUUAAUGUGGCAACCGGUGAAUAUACAAUAUAAUGCGAAUAUUACGAAAGAUGGUCUCCUGUUUCCGUACAACUGUCCCACAUAUCAGCAAAAGCUAUUAAAAGUUUCACAAACUCCGAAAGCGAUAGCAGAAGAAAAGCAAUUUGACGAUUUAAAAGAAGAAAUGACAAAAUAUACAGGAAAAAAUAUUACCAGCUUGACGGGUUUAUUUGGUUUAUAUCACACUUUAUACACGGAAUACUAUUUAGGCUUACCUUUACCCGAGUGGACACAAAAGGUAUUUCCGUACGGCAGAUUGUAUGAUGCGUCGAUAUUGCAGUACAACAUGCUUAGCUACAAUGACGAGCUCACUAAACUUAAUGGAGGUGUAUUAUUGCACAGAAUGAUUCAAGAUAUGAAAGAAGUAAUCAAUGGAACUUCAGUAGAUAAAAAGAUCAAUCUCUUUUCCGCACAUGACCUAAACGUGAUCGCUAUGCUUCAGGCUCUGGGUGUAUAUAAUAAUAUUUUUCCGUCGUUUUCAAGCGCCGUUAUUAUAGAACUGCUCGAAAAGAAAGGCAAUUAUUUCGUCAAAGUAUUAUAUUAUUUAGGUAUACCAGCUGAGAUAGUAGAACUACAAAUUCCUGGCUGCGAUGUAAUGUGCCCAUUCAAUAAAUUCGUCAAUUUAAGAUUAGCCGCAACUGCGCCUGAUGAAGAAGAUCCAAAUUGCCCGAGAAACCUUCCUGAUAGUCCAUUUAAAUUUUAAACAAUCUACAGAGUGCUUCAAAAAUGUCAACAUUUAUAUAGAGAAUAAAAAAAAUGUCAACACUUA
Messenger RNA from Odontomachus brunneus, 1480 nucleotides. Its product is annotated as venom acid phosphatase Acph-1-like. Gene Ontology annotation, biological process: dephosphorylation. NCBI's taxonomy places the organism in Eukaryota, Metazoa, Arthropoda, Insecta, Hymenoptera, Formicidae. The coding region runs from base 248 to 1414 and encodes 388 amino acids. The record is from RefSeq and is a predicted model, not a curated record. The transcript is spliced from 7 exons. Gene Ontology annotation, molecular function: phosphatase activity.